Molecule: messenger RNA, 703 nt
Organism: Macrobrachium nipponense
Lineage: Eukaryota; Metazoa; Arthropoda; Malacostraca; Decapoda; Palaemonidae
Gene: Uxt
Product: protein UXT-like
Exons: 5
Coding region: 272-703 (143 amino acids)
Biological process (GO): negative regulation of transcription by RNA polymerase II
Molecular function (GO): transcription corepressor activity
Source: RefSeq, a predicted model, not a curated record
GCCCCAGCCCACAGUCCAUCAGCAUACCAUAGGUAGUAUUUCGCAUACAGGGAAGGCAGCAGAACAUCGUUGGAAAAAACAUCUAUGAAUCCAUUCAAUUAAAAACCGCGUCGCAUCACCAAAUAACAACGCUUUUAACUGGAGUGAUAGAGGGAUCCUACUCUAUUGAGAUUGUUGCAGUCGACGGGUUUCUGACGAUCUUUUUUAACAUUAUAUUGUUGAGCAUGACUGUCAUCUGAUGCAGCAGCACACGAGACAUUUAUAAGCUUAUAUGAUGGCCAGUAAAGAGAAAAUUCAAAACUAUGAACACUUUUUGAAUAAUGUUUUGAGGCAGGAUUUAAAAGAGGAACUGGAGAGACGUGAUAAAUUGUAUCAAGACAUUGCUGAUCACUCACAGUUAAAACAGUCCAUCAACUGCAUCGUUCAGGCUGAGGGCAAUGAGGGCCUACGAACUCAGGUUGAUUUAGGAUCCAACUUCUAUGUGCAAGCUCAUGUACCGGAUGUAUCCCGUAUUUAUGUGAAUGUUGGCCUUGGCAUUCACAUUGAGCUGACAUUAGAGGAGGCCCUGGUAUUUAUUGAUAAAAGGUUGAAGAUACUGAAUGAGAAAGUGUCAACCUCCACAAAGAAGAGUGCUAAAAUUAAAGGGGACAUUAGAUAUGUGUAUGAACUUCUCAGACAGCUACAAGGCUUAGACACAAGUUAA